Molecule: messenger RNA, 2247 nt
Organism: Lytechinus pictus (painted urchin)
Lineage: Eukaryota; Metazoa; Echinodermata; Echinoidea; Temnopleuroida; Toxopneustidae
Exons: 4
Coding region: 1504-1965 (153 amino acids)
Source: RefSeq, a predicted model, not a curated record
GACACAUAUGGAGGAGUUUUGUUCAUCAUUGAAAACCAAUGCAUUAUCUCUUCAGGUAUCAAAUUCAAGAAUGUGAGGGAUCGACGGUCAAUAAGUUCUGAGUUUUGGCGGAUCCCUCCAUUUACUCAGCUUUACGUUUACAGGGACAUAAAGGAGAUCAAUGAUGAAUACACUUCUAUUACAUUUCUUUCUACACACUAUUCAUAAUAAUUAUUAUUUUGUUUGUAUUGACCGAGUUAGAUAUUAAUCAAAGUGUGACAUUUUGUUUUGAUAUUUUUGAUGACUUUAAAUGUAUUGAAUUUCAAACUUCGAAAGAACUUUAAAAGCUGGUAACCAUAAUUUUCUCUUCCCAACCCAAUACAUCCCCUAGAAAAAAGAAAAAAAAAAUGUAGAAUUUGUUUCGAUUUCUAUUUAACACACUGAUGCUAUUUUGUUACAAUUGAGUAGAUAAUGCUUAUCUAGUGUUAUUUUUUUUUCUCUCUUUCACCCUCGUAAGAGGGACUUUAUUUGUUCAUAUGAUAUUAACAAUAGUUUUUAGAAAAGUCACAUACACAAAUAUACAUAGAUAAAUUAACGAAACAUGAACUAAAGGAUUGAAAGAACCUUUGAGACCUGUUUUAAAUCAAGUCUCUUCUGAUUACAUUUUCUUAUUAAAUAACUUCGAAUUUCAACUUUGAAAUCUUUAAUAAAAUUAGUUUUUAGUGUUUAUAUUAUUGAUUCUGAAUAUUUGAUUUACACUUUAAUCCCAGUAAUUUCUUUUGCAUGCACUUUUUCUGGUUUGCCCUGCAAGCGAUGACAUACUAUUGAAGAGCUCGAUUAUCAGAAGUAGGUUUUAUCGUAAGUUAAUAACGUAGAACAGGUAUAGUAAAAUGCAUGCUAGUAUAUGUUUCAUUUAAGGAUUACUACCAAUCAUUCACCGUGAAAUGUGCUUUUUAACUACCUAGGUCGACGCUAUCGAAAAUAAUAUCAAAUAGCGUUACUCAUACUCAAUUCAUCUCAGUGCAUUGUGAACCACUGUGCUUUAUUGCUAUAAUAAUACUGAUAAUGUUUACGGAUACUUUAAAACUUUCCUUGUAGCCAAAGGCUGAAUUACACAACGAUUUUACAAUGGUUCACAUUAAAAUAUUGAUUUAAUUGUAAAUACUCACUAAAGGUAGACUAAAAUCAAAUCAGAAAACGAUAAAGGUUUAACUCCAGGCGCGUAUCUAGCAUCAGAUCCUACAAAGCAUUUCAGGGGCCCAAUUAUCUGGGGGUAAUAGUGAUUCUAUUUGGCUUGUUCACAGGGCUUAUACUAUUUGUUGACAUACUUGAUGCUGGAUACGCUAGUGAACUCCAUUCAACCUUGAAAUAUAAUCAGAAAAAAUACAAAUUAAGAAUAUGUGAGGCACGGAAGUGACACAAAAUUCAUAUGAAUAUAUGGAUUGUUGAUUGGAAAGUAAACAUAAUUCAAUUAUAUGGAAUAAUUCAGGGAGAAUUCAAGCAGUGUAUGAAACUCUUUCCAUUAUGUCUGUUGUGUAUGUAAAGGUAAGAACUCUCAGUCUUCAUUCAAUUGAAUUGCCAACGCUGACCUCAUCUGAAAACCUAGUAGAAUCACUUUGCUCCAUGCCACACCUAAAGGACCUAUCAAUUCAGGAUACGGAUGUAACUGAGGAAUUCUGCACUGCGAUGAAGGCCAAAGGAGCAUCCAUUAAGGUUGCAAUACUCAAACUGAAAGGGAUCGAUUUUCCCUCAUCCGUCUCAUUAGAGUCCCUUGCUGUAUCGCUCUGCUUCAUGCCAAACCUGACGGAUCUAUCAAUACGUUCGAUGGAUGAAAUAGAGGAGCUUCUGUCAACACUUAAAGAUGCAGCAACAUCAAUUCAGGGUUCUUUUCCGAAGAUCAGCGAAGGAAAAUUCAGCUUCAAUGGAAAGGCUCAAAUGGAUCGCGAAUCAUUCUUAGAGACUCUAAACGAUGGUGCUAACCCUUAGGAAAUGAGAAACAAAUGCGCCACGCAUGGGAAUUGUGUCAUACAAAACCGGAUUGGAUUCUUCUCCAUUGCAAACAUUACGGUAGCACAAAAUGUGUUCACAAGUAGACGAUAUGAAGUUGUGUGAAAAAGUGAAGAUAAAAGAUGCUAGGAAUUUUUCAAUUUUCAGUGCUACAUGUUUGUCACAUAUUUAUCUUUAUUGGGGGAUCAACUUGUUGUUUGAGUGGAUUUGACCUUCGAAUUUACGGAUUUAAAAGGAAAUUUGACAUUUGAUUUAUUAAUU